UUCUCUUUUUAAUCCAAGUUUUAAAUAAUGUGAGAUGUUUUGAAAUAAUUCACCACAUCCUGAGCAACACUCCUGUGCAGAUUAGUCUUUUAUGAAAAAUGGGGCUGUCAUCAGUCUUUUUCAGAAUAAAAAGUGUACUUUAUUUUUGUCAACGAAAUACAAGACCUUUGUUUGUUUGAACAAGCUACCGAACAGGUUUUACGAGUGUUGGUACAUAUGGAACCUCCCUCUUGCAAUAAUAGCAGUGAACUGACGGAGCCAGUGUGGGGCAAGGUUUUUAUUUUUUCAUUUAACAAAUACACAUUUACACAUAACUUAAGAAUAUAAUGCAAACUAGCAAAGGGGUAAAUCAGUUUCUUUCUACUAAAUGCUUUUUAAAAUAGCAUCAAAAGUGUGAAACUACAUUUCGCUGUUUAGUGAUACAUGUCAAUCCUGUUAGGUGGAACUAACAGGAUUGGCGACAAACAGCAAUGGCUCCAACCUUUUCUAAAGAAUAUCAGGCUGCUGUAGAAAGCCCUCGGCAGGAGAAAAGCAAAUAUGACGUUUGGCAGCUGUGGACCAGUGUGCAAGCUGAGGUCACACAAAAACUUGGCAACCCUUUGUUUGCUUUUGGCGGUGGCACUUCUAUUAAUCUAUGACCCAUUUCUACUCAUCUGGUGGCCUAGGAAUCCUGCUGAGAAAAGUGUUGUUUUGCCUCUGGAUAUGGCUACGGAUUCCAUUGAUGACAUGUAUGAGGGUUGCCGGUCUCAAACAGCCUCAGUGAUCGACCUGUUUGGCGUGUUUGAGUGGCACUACAACAGAAACUUCAGCAUUGCCUGGGCUUUAGUUGAAAGCAGUGCAAAGAAACCUGCCCACACACAGCUGAAAGAAGACCAUGCUAUCGUACUUUACAUGUACACAAAGCUGAAAUAUAUACAACACGUCUUCAACCAAGCAGUGAAAACAGGGAAACACAAGUACAGCACAUAUACAUUUAGGUUCCACUAUUUCUACUUCUUCCUCACUGAUGCAAUUCAAGUUCUGCGUGAAAACCAGACAUUGUGCAGAACCACAUAUCACAGGACAUGGGAACUGUUUGACCACAAUGUCAUCAACACUAACAUGCGUUUUGGUGCUUUUACCUGGGCAGCUUCAAGCAAGCAGUCUUUUGACUUUAAUGGCAAUGUUUCUUGUUUUGAGAUAUACUCAUGCUUUGGUGCUGAUAUAACACAUUACUCUGCUACAAAACAAAAGGGACAGGUGCUCAUUCCUCCUUAUGAGGUCUUCAAAGUCACUGAUGUCCUGACAAACGACCCAUGGUGCAGUGUGGUCUACAAGCUACAGAGCACCAAAGCGCCAAGAAGGGAUUUGAAUUGUAUAUUGAAUCAAAAGCAAUUAAAAAGAUAUGUUGAAGUUUAUUUGAGAUACUUGUAUACAUGGAGUGCUUGGAUGAUGUUAGCAUGCAUAUUGCUGUUAAUAAUAAUCUCUGUAGUCCUUGUACAACGCAAGCAGAAGCGUUUUGUGGCUGUAGUGCUGGGGGCUCUUCUGGUAAUGAUAGUUAUUCUGGUGAUAUGGAGAGUUGCUAUUUGAUAAAAGACGGUAUCUGGGGUACUUUUUCAUGUGUUGUCACUGAGAGAAUUUACAAUGUUUGAAAGUAAUAAGGAAAUACAAAUGUUAUGUCACUGAAACUAAACAAAUACAAGAAAUAAAAAAUACUAAGAAACUCUCAAA
Messenger RNA from Gymnodraco acuticeps, 1710 nucleotides. RefSeq names its product ecto-ADP-ribosyltransferase 4-like. The transcript is spliced from 3 exons. Gene Ontology annotation, molecular function: NAD+ poly-ADP-ribosyltransferase activity; NAD+-protein-arginine ADP-ribosyltransferase activity. The record is from RefSeq and is a predicted model, not a curated record. The coding region runs from base 538 to 1569 and encodes 343 amino acids. Lineage: Eukaryota; Metazoa; Chordata; Actinopteri; Perciformes; Bathydraconidae.